Effrenium voratum is the source of this 510-nucleotide messenger RNA. NCBI's taxonomy places the organism in Eukaryota, Dinophyceae, Suessiales, Symbiodiniaceae. The record is from the annotation of a GenBank genome assembly.
AUGGCAACAAGCUGCUCUCGUGUGGACUUCGCCAGUUUCAAGAUGACGACAUCAUUGCUGCAGGCAGCACGCUGGUCUUUGCCAACUAUUCAGAAAUUUGCAAUGAGGAGACCUGACGAUCCCUUCUGCAUCGAAGAUACCGCGGAGAGGGGCAUUACAUUGGGACAGCUGCAACUGCUAGUGACCUUUGUCUCGAAGAUGGCGAGCAGUUGGUGCGAGACAUUUGGACAACGCGCCGGAAGCUGCUUAGACUUUCACGGCUUCAACCUGUACCACGCGAAUCAUUGGAUCAUCAAGCCAGCGACGGCGGGCUACUAUGGAACAGGCUGCAGCCUCGUAGAGAUCAUGGCGACUCAACUGCAGCUGCCUCAUUGGUUUGUGUCACAUGCUUGGAUUGAGAACCUGUGUGCAAAUUCUUGGCGUGUUUGGAGCAGCAUGCUUGGGUGCGGGAACUGUCUGACAGUACUGCCUAUUGGGUGUGCGCCUAUGCCAACAACCAGCACUGUGUAG